ACAUAAAAGCCGUCUGCCAGCAAUAGAUAUGAAAGAGUAAAGAUAUGGGAGAAGCAAUAGAUAUGAAAGAGUAGAGGGCUUAAUCCAUUACUUUUACGCCUCAAUAGCUUGCUGUUCUUGUUUUAUCCGAACUACAGUGCCACUCUCUACUUUACCAAACUUUUAAAUUCCUAAUCACUUCCCUUUCUCCGAUCAAUUACAGCGUUCCCAGACACCCUUUUAAAGAAUUUCCGUUCCGUUUUCCACAUCCCCAAUCAAAUCACCUUUCCAGUUUCCAGUCGCCGGAAUAUUUGAUUCUGUACUCCAAAAAUUUCCCAAAGAGAACAGCCGAAGAAAGCUUUAUCCCAUAAGCUUGACUUUGUUUUUGUUUUUUGGUUUUGGGAAAAGAUUUGAGAAUAACAAAUGCCUCCAUGGAAAUUGGUUAAAUAAAUACAGGGGAAAAGAGAAAUAGUUUGUGUUCUGAGAGAGAGUGGGGGGAGUUGCUUAAAGAUGGUGGUGAGGAAGGUUGGGAAGUAUGAAGUGGGGAGGACGAUAGGGGAAGGAACAUUCGCGAAGGUGAAGUUCGCGCAAAACACGGAGACCGGCGAGAGCGUCGCGAUGAAGGUCAUCGAUCGUAGCGCCAUCAUCAAGCACAAGAUGGUCGACCAGAUUAAGAGAGAGAUAUCUAUAAUGAAGCUUGUCAGGCAUCCAUAUGUUGUUCGUUUACAUGAGGUUAUAGCAAGCCGCACAAAGAUUUAUAUUAUUUUGGAAUUCAUAACAGGGGGAGAACUUUUUGACAAAAUAAUCCACCAUGGGCGACUUAGUGAAGCUGAGUCUCGUAGAUACUUCCAACAGCUCAUUGAUGGUGUGGAUUAUUGUCAUAGUAAGGGAGUUUAUCAUAGAGAUUUGAAGCCUGAAAAUCUUCUACUAGAUUCCCAAGGGAAUUUGAAAAUUUCAGAUUUUGGACUUAGUGCAUUUCCUGAUCCGGGUGUUUCUCUUCUCAAGACAACAUGUGGGACCCCUAACUAUGUCGCACCAGAGGUUCUCAGUCACAAAGGUUAUAACGGGGCUCUGGCAGAUGUCUGGUCCUGUGGUGUCAUCCUUUAUGUUCUAAUGGCAGGCUAUCUCCCAUUUGAUGAGGUUGAUCUCACUACAUUGUAUGGCAAGAUUGAGAGAGCAGAAUUUUCUUGCCCAUCAUGGUUCCCAGUGGGAGCAAAAUCAUUGAUUCAUAAAAUUUUAGACCCUAACCCUGAGACACGCAUUCGGAUUGAAGAGAUCAGGAAUGAUGAGUGGUUUAAGAAGGGUUAUAUUCCUGUGAAGAUCAUAGAGUAUGAAGAUGUUAAUUUAGAUGACAUUAAUGCAGCUUUUGAUGAUACUGAGGAAGAAGUGCCAAAUGAGCAAUGCAACAAUGAGGAUUUUGGGCCUCUAGCUCUUAAUGCAUUUGAUCUAAUCAUCCUUUCUGAAGGAUUAAACCUUUCAGUCUUGUUUGAUCGUGGACAGGAUUCUGCAACGCACCAGACACGCUUUCUUACACAAAAACCCGCAAAGGUUGCCUUAUCAACUAUGGAAGUGGUUGCCCAAUCAAUGGGGUUCAAGACACACAUUCGUAACUACAAGAUGAGGGUGGAAGGUCUAUCUGCAGAUAAGAUCUCACACUUCUCCGUAAUUUUGGAGAUUUUCCAAGUAGCUCCAACAUUUUUCAUGGUGGACAUUCAGAAAGCUGCUGGAGAUUCUACUGAAUUUCUCAAGUUUUAUAAGAACUUCUGUGGCAAUCUUGAGGAUCUGAUCUGGAAACCACCGGAUGAAUUAUGCAAAUCAAGAAUUACGAAAGCAAAGAGUAAAAAGCGUUGAUUUUCAUGUUAUAGAAUCAGCUUGUGGUUUCUCCAAAAAAAAAAAAAAAAAAAAAAAAGAGAGAGAGAAAAAAGAGAAAAGAAUCAGCUUGUGGUUGUGUCUAAUAAUCAAGGCCUGCAGCAGCUGGAUCCAUAUGAUUUUUCACAAGGUGUAUGUGUAUUACAUCUUUGUGGGUUUAUUUUUCUUCUUUCAAGAAUGAUUCUCAAUCCUAUUAUCUCACCAAAAUAUGUACCCCAGACGUUUCAGUUUGGCACCCUAGCCUGGGUGGACAUGAAACUUGAAACUCCAUUUUUGUACCAUUAACCAUUUCUACUAUCUAUUUCUUAUAAAUUAUUGGUCUUACUCAGAUUUAGAUA
This is a messenger RNA of Ipomoea nil (Japanese morning glory), 2186 nucleotides long. RefSeq names its product CBL-interacting serine/threonine-protein kinase 8. Gene Ontology annotation, biological process: signal transduction; protein phosphorylation. The coding region runs from base 490 to 1830 and encodes 446 amino acids. The transcript is spliced from 14 exons. Gene Ontology annotation, molecular function: protein kinase activity; ATP binding. The record is from RefSeq and is a predicted model, not a curated record. NCBI's taxonomy places the organism in Eukaryota, Viridiplantae, Streptophyta, Magnoliopsida, Solanales, Convolvulaceae.